Messenger RNA from Dictyostelium purpureum, 3891 nucleotides. RefSeq lists its product as uncharacterized. The transcript has 4 exons. Bases 1 to 3891 code for a protein of 1296 amino acids. The record is from RefSeq and is a predicted model, not a curated record. Lineage: Eukaryota; Evosea; Eumycetozoa; Dictyosteliales; Dictyosteliaceae. Gene Ontology annotation, molecular function: protein binding. Gene Ontology annotation, biological process: retrograde transport, endosome to Golgi; intracellular protein transport. Gene Ontology annotation, cellular component: Golgi membrane; Ric1-Rgp1 guanyl-nucleotide exchange factor complex; cytosol.
AUGUAUUUUACAUUCGGAUGGCCCAAAACAUAUUUUAGCGAAGUUCAAGAACAGUUUAUAGAUGUACAACAUAGUUUUGAUUGCUCAUUGAUUGGGUUUAUUGGAAUAUCAACAUUAUCAUUAUGGUCAGGCGAUCAGCAUAGGGUUCAAUUAGGUUAUAUAUCAAGAUCCGACGAUUCAUUAAAUAAAUUUGGUAAAAAUCAAAAGUUAAUUUGGUCUCCAGAUUCAACUUCAAUAGCUAUAGUCGUAUGUAUUGUUUUUAAAAUUACAAUUAUAGAAAUCGAACAAGAGGGUAUCGACAUUUUAAAUUUUAAAUACUAUAAGGAUCAUCAUUCACCAACUCUACAAAAUGAUAAAAAGAAAUAUUCAAUAAAAUUCUCAUCAUCAUUUAGACCGUCAACUUUAGGCGCAUUAUGUAUAACAUCAAACAGCGAAUAUAUAUUUAUUUUUACAAAAGAGGGAUACUUAGUCAAGUCAUCAUGGACAGGUGAACUAAUAAGUCAAUUUUCAUUGGAUAUUGUUCCUUUUGAUGGACUCAAUGAUUCAUAUUCAAAUGUACCAAGCAGCUCCCCAUUAAUUGUUGCAAGUGUAUUUUAUAAUCCAGUAUUUUCAAUAUUUGGUUUGGUGUUUGAAAAUGGUUCAAGUGCAAUUUUAAAAAAGAAGUCGAAAGACAAGUUAAGAGGGUAUUGGUUAGCAAAGGAGAAUUCAGUUUCUAUUUCUUUAAAUUUAAAGCAUAGACUUGCUGCUGUUGGCAUGAAAAAUGGUGAGGUUUUAAUUUAUAAAUUACCAGGACCAGUUAUAAAGUCAAAAGUUAAUCAACAAUUUGAUUCACAGGAAUUAGAAAAAUCAAUGAAUUCAUGUCAGUAUGUAAGAACAUUUUCAUUAUUACAGUUUAGAGAGAUAACUCCGGAUGCAAUUGGACCAAUAUCAAGAAUGAGUUGGACUCAUGAUGAUAAUUGCCUGGCUGUUGGUUGGAAAAAUCGUGGCUUUUGCCUAUGGUCAGUUUAUGGGUGUAAAUUAACAUGUACAAUACCACAAAUGAAUGAUGUCACAUCUAAUUCUAGAUAUCUAGAACCAUGUAAAGAGGGUGUUUUGGCUUUUAGUUGGGGUCCAGAGUCAUAUCAUUUAGUAUUAUUAUCCAAUGGCAAUGAUUUGGGUGAAUUCUUCCAAUUUACAUUUUUAAAAGCCUCUUUAGCUUCAAAUCCAAGUUUAAAUUAUUCAGAGAGAAUUAUAUUGCAAACUGAAGACAGAUUAAUGCUUUUAAAUUAUAAAGGUAAAGAAUUGGGUGAUAUUCGUUGGAAACACUUACAGAUUCCAUCAGCUUAUUUAAAUGAUAAUUGGCCCAUUCGACAUAUAGCAUUAUCAAGAGAUAGAAACCAAUUCGCAGUUGCUGGUAAAAGAGGUAUAAUAUUGUACAAUUCCCUAAGCAAACGUUGGAAGAUGUUUGGCGAUAGAAAUCAAGAACAAAAUAUUGAAAGUCUUUGUUUAGCUUGGUAUAAAAAUGUUAUUAUUGUAGCAAAUUAUUCAGUUUUUCUAAAGAAGCACCAAUUCCUUUUCUUUCCAAAGCAGCAUUUAGAUAAUAGUUCUCUUUUAUAUACCCACCAGAUACCUCAAAACCAUCAACCACAGCUUAUUGAUUGCAACGAUGUUCAUUUAGCUUUGUUUACUAGCGAGUCAUUCUUUUAUUUAUUCCGAGUAUUGGAAAGAAAUCAAAAAAUUGAGUUACAUUUGGUUCAUACUUUAUCAAUGGCUGUACCUUCAAUACCUCUUUCAAUUUCUUUGUUACCACCCAUACAAAUAAAUUUAUCAUCAAAUCAAAGUCAAUUUAUAACUUCACCAAAUAAAUCAUCAUUAUUAUUGCAAUAUGAAAGACAACAGCAACCAAUAAUACAGCAAAAUCAAAGACAAUUAGCAUAUUGCUUAAUAUUAUAUUCAAAUGGUAGGUUAUGUUUAUCAAAUGCUGAAAAUGCUGUUCAAUGUGAAUUGGCAACAAACAUUGAACAAUAUUGGUUUACAAACAUCUAUAGAGAUAAUGAAUUAAUUGGAAAUACUUUAUGGGCUUAUGGUAAUUCUGGUAUUCAAGUCUGGUUCCCAUUCUCUUCCGAAGAAAUUUUAUCAAAUAAAAAUUUUAAUCACAAUCGAUCAUUAAAUUUUGAUAAUGAAGUUUAUCCAGUUGGCUUUUUAAAUGAAUUGGGUGUUAUUGUAGGUCUAAGUCAAGGUAUUUCCUAUUCAUUAUGUUCAGCAUAUCCAAAUUAUGAAAUUCAUAUCAAAACCCAUCCUUUCCUUCACUCAAUUUUAAAACAUUUAUUAGAAAGAGGAGGUGCUGAAAAAGCAUGGAGCCUAUCAAGUAAAUUUUACACAAUUCCUCAUUUCACUCAUUCAUUGGAAUUAUUAUUACACGAAUUUAUUUCAGAUACAGAUGAUUUAAAAAAGCAAUUCAAACAACAAAAGCACCAACAACUGCAACAAUUACCCGUACCAUACCCAAAUAACCCAAGUAGUAAAUUAGAAUAUGUUAUAAACUUUUUAAAAAAGUUCCCACAAUUUCCAGAGGUAGCCAUGAGAUGUACUAGAAAGAUUGAUUCAAGUUUUUGGAAGGGUUUGUUCUCAAUUAUUGGUGACCCAUUCAUACUUUACCAAAAAUGUUUAUCAAAUGGAAGAAUUGAAAUCGCCGCAUCUUAUUUAAAAAUUUUACAACAUCUUACUGGUGAUGAUACAAGUAGAAAGUGUGCAAUAGAUUUGUUAGAAAUUUCAUUAGACUUUGAUAAUAUAGAUUUAGCGGGUGAUUUAGUUAGGUUUUUACAUACAUCCGAUGAGGAUAAUGCGACUCCAUCUGAAGAUCAUCAACAGCAAUCCCAGUUUGAUAAUUCAUCAACUUACAAAUCAAAUAUUUCAAAGGAGUCCAAACAAUUUUAUCGUAAUUUAGAACAGAUUCUAUCAACCUACUCAGCAAAACUAUUAAAGAGUAAACUUUUAAGAAACUUUUUAUUAUUCUCUAGAAAAACGUUAUGUGAAGAUAUAUCGUCAUGGUUAAUUGCAAAAAAAAGAGCUACCGUUCUUAGAACUGUUGAAGAUUUAGAUAUGGCUUUAAAUUCAAUCCAUGUACAAUUUUAUAUAAACUUACCAAGUGAAUCUUUACCACCAUUUUCUCCACAAAGUAUAUUACAAGUAUUUUCAACUAUCACGCCAUCAACAUCAUCAUCAAAUAAUAAUUUAAAACACUCAUUAUCAAAUUCUUCAAUAAUAUCAGUAAAUAACGAAGAUCAUAAUGAAAUUGAAGAUAGUAAUAUAACAAAUAAAAUCGAAUCAGAGAGUAUUAUAAUAAAUAAUGAUACAAUACAAAAACUACAACAAAAUGAUGAUUCUCAUUUAACAUUAUCUCAAUCACCCCCAACAAUGGUUACAAAAGAUGAAAUGAUCGAGUCACUUAAAUCUAGAAUUCAACAGCAUGGCUCAGCUUCUAAAGAUGUUUUAAUGGGUAGUGAUCGUAAUGGUAGCACUGUUAGCGGCGUUUCGGGCGGUUCAAAUCUUCAAUACUCUUUUAGAUCGCAUCAAUUUAUGGUUGCACCAAGCACUGGUAGUGAAUAUAACGACCCAUACUUUUUAAAAGAGUCUAUAGAGUCAUCUAUGGAGGAUCUUUAUUAUUUGCUCCAAGAGUUAACAAAUGCAAAUUGUUAUGAAUGGGUAUUAGUUAUUGCCACUGUAUUAUUAAACCCAGUUUUAAUCUCCAAAACCCUAAAGAAAAUACCAGAUAUUUAUGAAAACUAUUGCAAAAUGCUUUCUCAUCAAAAAUCGAUAGGUUAUAAUCAAUUAUUAAAAUUUAUUCAAGAAUCAAUAUAUCCAUUAUUACAAAAAUCCUCAAAUAAUAAAUUAAAUAGUGACGAAAAAUAA